Molecule: messenger RNA, 1413 nt
Organism: Budorcas taxicolor (takin)
Lineage: Eukaryota; Metazoa; Chordata; Mammalia; Artiodactyla; Bovidae
Gene: HTR2A
Product: 5-hydroxytryptamine receptor 2A
Exons: 3
Coding region: 1-1413 (470 amino acids)
Biological process (GO): chemical synaptic transmission; G protein-coupled receptor signaling pathway, coupled to cyclic nucleotide second messenger
Cellular component (GO): dendrite; plasma membrane
Molecular function (GO): G protein-coupled serotonin receptor activity; neurotransmitter receptor activity
Source: RefSeq, a predicted model, not a curated record
AUGGAUAUUCUCUGUGAAGAAAACACUUCUUUGAGCUCAACUACGAACUCCUUAAUGCAAUUACAUGCUGACACAAGGCUCUACAAUACUGACUUUAACUCCGGAGAAGGUAACACUUCGGAUGCAUUUAACUGGACCGUGGACUCAGAAAAUCGAACCAACCUUUCCUGUGAGGGCUGUCUCUCACCACCCUGCUUCUCCUUACUUCAUCUCCAGGAAAAGAACUGGUCUGCUCUGUUGACAGCGGUAGUGAUUAUACUAACCAUUGCCGGAAACAUACUCGUCAUCAUGGCAGUGUCCCUAGAGAAAAAGCUGCAGAAUGCCACCAACUAUUUCCUGAUGUCACUCGCCAUAGCUGAUAUGCUGCUGGGUUUCCUGGUCAUGCCCGUGUCCAUGUUAACCAUCCUCUAUGGGUACCGGUGGCCUCUGCCCAGCAAGCUGUGCGCUGUUUGGAUUUACCUGGAUGUGCUCUUCUCCACGGCCUCCAUCAUGCAUCUCUGUGCCAUUUCCCUGGACCGCUAUGUUGCCAUUCAGAACCCCAUCCAUCACAGCCGGUUCAACUCCAGAACUAAGGCGUUUCUGAAAAUAAUUGCUGUUUGGACGAUAUCAGUGGGUAUAUCCAUGCCAAUACCAGUCUUUGGGCUCCAGGACGAUUCCAAAGUCUUUAAGGAAGGGAGUUGCUUACUGGCGGAUGAGAACUUUGUCCUGAUUGGCUCUUUCGUGGCCUUUUUCAUUCCCUUAACCAUCAUGGUGAUCACCUACUUUCUCACCAUCAAGUCGCUCCAGAAAGAAGCCACUUUGUGUGUGAGUGAUCCUGGAACACGGACCAAAUUAGCUUCUUUCAGCUUCCUGCCUCAGAGCUCCCUGUCUUCGGAAAAGCUCUUCCAGCGGUCCAUCCACAGGGAGCCAUGCUCCCACGGCCGGAGAACUAUGCAGUCCAUCAGCAACGAGCAGAAGGCUUGCAAGGUGCUGGGCAUCGUCUUCUUCCUGUUUGUGGUGAUGUGGUGCCCCUUCUUCAUCACCAACAUAAUGGCUGUCAUCUGCAAAGAGUCCUGCAACAGGGAUGUCAUCGAAGCCCUGCUCAACGUGUUCGUUUGGAUCGGUUACCUCUCCUCAGCAGUCAACCCACUGGUGUAUACACUGUUCAAUAAGACCUAUAGGUCGGCCUUUUCCAGGUAUAUUCAGUGUCAGUACAAGGAAAAUAAAAAACCAUUGCAGUUAAUUUUAGUGAACACUAUCCCGGCCUUGGCCUACAAGUCCAGUCAACUCCAAAUGGGACCGAAAACGAAUUCGAAGAAAGAUGGCAAGACGACAGAUAAUGACUGCACUAUGGUUGCUCUAGGAAAAGAGCAUUCUGAAGAUGCUCCUGCAGACAGUAGCAACACAGUGAACGAAAAGGUUAGCUGUGUCUGA